Annulohypoxylon truncatum is the source of this 3777-nucleotide messenger RNA. Its product is annotated as ankyrin. NCBI's taxonomy places the organism in Eukaryota, Fungi, Ascomycota, Sordariomycetes, Xylariales, Hypoxylaceae. Gene Ontology annotation, molecular function: transcription cis-regulatory region binding; protein kinase activity; protein binding. The record is from RefSeq and is a predicted model, not a curated record. Gene Ontology annotation, cellular component: nucleus. The transcript is spliced from 4 exons. Gene Ontology annotation, biological process: positive regulation of transcription by RNA polymerase II; protein phosphorylation. The coding region runs from base 1 to 3777 and encodes 1258 amino acids.
AUGGAUUCCAAUCGAGCAGACUCUGUUAGACCAUACACUAGCAGCGAGCCAGCAGCUUUAGACGGCGCCGGUGAAGAUGGACAAAAAUCACUACCUAUGAUAGGGGUCGAGGCCUACACUCCGAAUGUGUUUGACUUAGUGCUGCCUACAGGUCGCGCCAAAUACGCAGUCAAGUCAAAUAUUCCUCCUGCCUUUCUCCAGAGCGAAGCUGUUGAUUCUUCGCUAUUCCUUGGUCGCGGUGCCUCGUUCACGGUCACUCGACAAGCCAUUCCGGCCGGUCCGGAGAACAUAGUGGAACGAAUAAAUAUGGGCGGCUGGAUUGCAGAGUCUGUAGUAAAAGCCCCGAAACGUCCUAGCUAUGUAGUAUAUAAAUCGGCACGAGUAGCAUUUCAACCCAACGGCAAACCAGCGACACGUGAAGACAGUCGGGCUCUACAAAGUGUUCUGACUGAAUUUCAUGCGCUAUUACAUCCGGCACUGCUUAAGCAUCCCAACAUUAUCGAUUUUCUCGGACUCGCUUGGGGAACCAAUCAUGCCGACCCACUUCAUCGUCUUCCGGUGCUUGUUGUCGAAUACGGAGAUCGAGGCACUUUAGCAGACGUUCAGUUACGUGGGCCUCCAUUAUCCGACGCUUCGAAGCUUGAUAUAUGUCUCGGCAUCGCGCGAGGUCUUAAGGCCCUGCAUGAUAAUGGCAUAAUUCACGGUGAUGUGAAGCCGGAGAAUAUCAUUAUGUGCUCACAUAAUGAUAACAUCCCCAUACCUAAGCUGGCUGAUUUCGGCUUUGCCAUUAUCGAAUCCACUGAGGCGUCUGAAGUUAUGAUUGGGAGCACAAGAAUUUGGCGAGCCCCUGAAGUUUCCUCCGCUAUUCCUGUCGCUAAAUUGAGGUUCACGGACGUGUAUUCCUUCGGUUUGGUGGCAUGGUCGCUUGCUAUUGAUGGCAAAGACCCAUUUAGUCUGUUUCUUGCUGAUAGUUUGCAUGGUGAGGAGCGACUUCUUGAGAUCGAACGUCUUAAGCAAGCGGAUCAGGUUCUAGCUAUGUCGAAGCUAGAGACAUGGAUUUUCGACUGGGGAUUCACACGUAAACUACAAUCAGCAACCUCCCAUACCCAAGCAAAUUCGUCAUAUGGAUCAGCUAACCCAACUGAGCUACAAACUCUACAGAGUCGCCUCAUGACCCUAAUGUCUUCCUUAAGACAGUUAGGGGCACCAAAAGAAAUGAUAGUUUCGGGUGUUGUGGGAUUUUACCGUCAACAAGCAUUCUUUGGACAUCUCGAUUCUCUGUUCACCCAUACUUUGACUAAGGAUCCAGACCACCGAGAUCUAUCAGCUGUGAUAAAGGAACUUGAAGGACAAGAUGUCGAAAUAAUCAAGGGCAUCGCAACUUUGAACACCGCAGAGUCUGGCAACAGCACGCAGGGCUUGGUCAAGCCUAACAUAAAAAGUUCAGAGAUUCCGAUGACAGAGAACGCAUCGAGGAACUUUGAUUGGCAUGGAUUGGGAUUUAAGUCUCAUCAAUAUUCAUGGCAGAUGACUAGAGAUCUUGAACCGAACGUACAAAACUUUAUAGUUAACACUCUAUCCCACCCGGAUGAAGAUAGCUCCAAAUUCAUUCAGGCAGCAUAUUUGCUUAACGGGUACGGAGUCAACGCCGAUGUAGAUCGGGCUCUGGAGUGCCUCGUUCAAGCAAGUCUAUCAAGAGAUUCAAUUUCCCAGGCAUUCUUGUACAGAGUGUUUAAGGCAUGUCAAAAGGACAUCCCGUCCGAAGUCCCCGUGCUGCAAUACUUGAAGUACCAAGCCUUGAGAGGGUCGCGUAUGGCGCUACUCGAUUUGAAAGAACUAAACCCUGAAGAGAUGGAAAGCGUCAGAGAUCGCGUACGGUUCGGCUAUGGUGGUGUCGGAGCCGAUUGGUACCUUGAUCGCCAGUGGAACUAUGGCCUCACGCAAUCUACAUUAAUGAGUAAAGACUUCAAUCUUGAAUGUCUUGGCCCAAGAAACAAUUUGGCAGAUAUUGUCGUCAAUAAACGAGGAGACAAGAUCACUCAUGCGUCGGCAGCUGUUGGCGCGUAUGGCUUGCUUAAGGAGCUGAUAACUGACGUUAAGGUCGACGUCGACCUUCUUAAUUCGAAGGGAGAAACGGCACUGUUAUGUGCUUGUCGGUCGGGACACGCAGCAAACGUGAAGCUUCUGCUUGAUAAUGGUGCUUCCGCUUCCAUUCAGUCAUCGAGCGGAGAAUCGCCGCUUCAUUGGCUUUCAUCAUUCAAAGAUAAUAUUAAUCCUGCGGCCGUUGGGAAAGACUUGAUUGAGGUAGGAGGAGCAAAAGUCGACGCAUUUACCACAUGUCGUGUAUCUCAUUCCAUCUUUCCGGGCACGAUGGAUGUGGAUUUCCAACCUGAAGGGACACCACUCUUGUGGGCCGUUCACGACAACAAACCCCGAAUCGUUGCAUUCCUACUUUCGGCAGGAGCAGAUCCAAAUUGGCGAUUCAGCAACGAUGACCAAUCACCUCUAGAGUGGGCAGCGUUCUACCACCAUACCGAGUGUUUAAAACUGAUGAUCGAACACUUGGAGAAGACUGCCCCUGCUCCCAUGACGACGGAAGGGAAAAAAGACACUCGGCAGACAGUAUUGUAUGGGCCACUGAUAAGACACGCCGUCCACGGAUCAGACAAGUUCUCCAUGAUCAUAAGAGACGGCGCGAACUAUCUCAACAGUUUCAAAUCCACCCUAGCUCUCCUACAAGAAAAAACAAAACUAGUUAAAUUCAGCGUAGGAACAAACGAGACACUACUCCACUACGCCGCAAAAGAAGCCCACGACGAAGCCUGCAAGAUCAUCCUCGAGUCCGGCUGGCUCGUAGACGAAAUCAACAAACUCGCAGGCCCGGAGUCCCGAACGCCCUUACUAGAAAGCGUGCGCUGGAACCGGCGCCCGCUCUUCCAGCUCCUCGUCCACCACGGCGCCGACGUCACCGCCCUCUCAGCAAGCCCGUACGACGAGUCCGGGCGGCGCACCUGGACCGCGCUGCACGUCUUCGCGGACCAAGCGCACAACAACAACAACAACAACAACAACAACAACAACAACAACAACGCCGACGACGACCUAGCCCUCGUAGACGACCUCGUCGCCGCCGGCGUGCCCGUGGACGGCAGUAACAGCGCGGCCGCGCCAGCCACCGAAACGGCCUUCCACAUCGCCGUCCGCCGCCACGCCUUCCGGCUCGCGGACCGGCUGGUCUCGCACGGCGCUAACAUCGACGCGACGUGCGCGCGCGCCGCGUUCCUAGUCGCUUCGCACCCGCUCACGGGCCUCGGCUGGGUCGUCGCGCUGAACGCGCGGCACAGUCUGUCUGGGCUGCGGUACCUUCUCGCGCAAUCGCCUUCGUUCGUCGUCGAGCCGGAGCGUGGCUACACUGCCCUGCAUCUAGCUGCCUGUGUGCCGGAGGGUCUGAGCUACGUGGGUGGCGAUGGCGGGGCGGUGUCGAGGGCGGAUUUCGAUUGGGAUACGCAUAUGCUGCUUUUCCGCGAGCUGUUGGAGUGGUUUGAUGGCUCGGAGAGGCUGGAUGCGAGGUGUAUGGUUGCGGCGGGCGCGAAGACGGCGCUGCAUCUUGCGGCGGAGUAUGGGAAUGUGGGGGUUGUGAAGGAACUUGUGCGUGGUAAGGCAGAUACGAUGGUAAGAUGUGAGGCUGGGGAGACGGCGGUGGAGAUUGCGAGGAGGGUGUGGGGUGGGAAGGGGCAUGAAGAGGUUUUGAGGGAGUUGUUGGUUUGGUUGGAGUAG